This is a messenger RNA of [Candida] anglica, 2457 nucleotides long. Lineage: Eukaryota; Fungi; Ascomycota; Pichiomycetes; Serinales; Debaryomycetaceae. The record is from the annotation of a GenBank genome assembly.
GCAACUCAUGUAUUAUAAAAGAACUGAAUUUCUGCUUGAUUUCAAAUGCCGGCCAACCAACUAUUAGGAGAAAGACAACCGUUGUUGACAGAUAUGACAAGUUCAGAUAAGUCUAAUGAUGGUGUUACAUCUGCAGUAGAAAGACAACUGACAUCUGACUCUAGUAUAGACCCCAUACAAUCAAAUGGAGGUUUUGGUGAGAUUAUUUCCAACGGUGGCUAUGUGGAAGGCGACGUUGAAAACUUGAAGGCUCCUGCUGAUUCAGACGAAGAUCUUCCAGCAGAUCUUUUAGCAAUUCCAAAGAUUGUUAGGGAUACAGUCCCUCUUGAGGAUGAUCCAAACACACCAGUGGUGACAUUCCGUUAUUUUGUUUUGGCAGUCAUUUUCAUUCUUCCUGGUGCUUUUAUUGAUACCAUGAACUCUUAUCGUACUACAUCUGCCGCAUAUUCUAUUUUCUUCGUUCAAAUUGCUUCACAUUGGGCAGGUAAAUGGUUAGCUAAGGUACUCCCACACAAGGAAAUUUCCGUGUUCGGACGUUAUAAAUUUAACUUGAACCCUGGUCCAUGGUCUAUUAAAGAAACUGCCCUUGUUACCAUUACUGCCAGUAGUGGUGCUACCGGAUCCUUAGGUACUAGUGGUAUUUCUCUUGCUGAAAUUUAUUACGGUGAAAAAGUUCAUCCAGCAGUUGCUAUUUUUUACAUGUGGGCCAUUGUUUUCACUGGUUAUGCCUUUGCAGCUCUUGCUCGUAAUAUGUUACUUUUCGAUCCACAAUUCAUUUGGCCACAAGCUCUUAUGCAAACAAACCUUUUACAAUCUCAAGCAAAAUCAGAUGGUGAUUCUAAGGUCGCUAGUAAGCAAAUGAAGGUUUUCUUUUGUGCUUUGCUUGGUUUAACAGUUUGGCAAUUCUUCCCAGAAUUUAUUUUCCCUUUUGUUUCAUCCUUAGCAUUCCUUUGUUGGGUUGCUCCACAUAAUGCCACUGCUAAUUUCAUUGGUUCAGGUUUAGGGGGAAUGGGAUUCUUAAAUUUGACCUUAGAUUGGUCUAAUAUCACUUCUCAAAUUAUGAUUUAUCCAUAUUUCAUUCAAGUAAUUCAAUUUGUUGCCUUUGUAUUUGGUGCUUGGAUUCUUAUUCCUGCUGCUAAAUGGGGUAACUUAUCUGGAUUUAAGCACGGUUUAAUGUCUAAUGGGUUAUUUACUUCUGCUGGAGACAAGUAUCCAGCUUCUAAAUUAUUGACACCACAAUUGACUUUGAAUGAAACUGCUUAUGCAGAAUUUGGUCCAGUUCAUAUUGGAGCUCAAAGAGCUUGGAAUAAUUUCUUUGAUUAUGCAGCAUAUGUUAGUGGUAUUGUUUGGCUUGUAGUUUUCGGACACAAGCAGUUGACUGACUCAAUUAAGAAAUUGAGAAACACUUAUAAAGUUGCUAAGCUAGAAGGUAACAACUCCAAAAAGCUGUCAAUUAAUGCUCAAUACACUGAUCGUCUUAAUGUUAUGCAAACCAACUAUGAACAAGUUCCUCUUUGGUGGUAUUUUGCACUUUUUGUUGCCACUUUCGUCAUUUUAAUUACCAUUUUUGCUACUGGUCACUUGUUUAUUCCUUGGUGGGCAUACAUUGUCGCCCUUGGAUUUGGUUUGCUUAUCGUUACCCCAUUAUGUUGGUUGUACGCUUUAACUAAUUUCCAACUUGCUAUCGGAAGUUUCAAUGAAUUGUUGUACGGUUACAUGGUGCAGAAUAUCGCCGCAAGACAUCCAGCUGGAGCCACUACUUACGGAGCCAUUGCUGGUGAUGUCUUCUACCGUGCCCAAUAUAUGUUACAAGAUCAAAAAAUUGGUCAUUACAUGCAACUUCCACCAAAGGUUGUUUUCUUUUCUCAACUUUUCGGUGAAUUAUUAGGUGUACCAAUUAAUUAUGCCGCCAUGAGAUGGAUUUUGAACACCAAGAUGGAUUAUUUGAAUGGUUCUAAAGUUGAUCAUUUACAUCAAUGGACUGGUCAAUCUAUUGCCUCCUAUCAUACAAACGCCGUCCAAUAUGUGAUUUUAGGACCAAAGAGAACCUUUGCCCAAUACCCAAUCUUACAAUACGGGUUCCUUUUGGGUGCUGCAGUUCCAAUCAUAUUAGGUCUUUUACAUAAAUUUUCUCACAAAACCAGAGUUGGAAAGUUGAGAUUUGACUUGUGGAACACAACAGUCUUCUUUUCCUCAAUGUCUACAUUCUACGGGAAUGUGUCUACUGGUUACUUGUCAAAGUUCAUUGGUGGUACUGUCACAAUGUUCUGGGCGUACCGUUAUAAACAUGAUUUAUGGAGACGUUAUAACUAUAUUUUAGCUGCUGCUUUAGAUACAGGGUAUAACUUAUCUUUGUUGUUAAUCUUUUUGUUUUUCUCAGCCGGGAAAACAGUAGUUAUGCCCAACUGGUGGGGUAACAAUGCAGACAGCGUUGAGCGCUGUUUUGCCUUAUAAACC